CUCACAUUCUCUCUGUCUAUUUGAUUAUCUAUAACAUCAACAGCAUCAUCAGCCGUAGAAUUUAAUAGAAUUUGAUUUAUUGUUAUACACAAUCAAUACUAAACAAGAACAACAACAAUAGAUCAUCUUUGCGGAAUCUUUGAUCAUCAUUUUGGAUUAAAAUUUUAAUACAACAAUAGUGGUGGAUUUACAUAGAAUAUUAUUAUAGAUUACAAUUGUAUAAAUACUUUAAAUAUUAUUAGAAAAUGGUUACACCAAAACUUACAUUACGAGAGGCUAUGGUUACACUCACAACCAUGUUUCCUUCCUUUGAUGAAGAAACUAUCAAGGGAGUACUCUAUCAAACCAAUGGUCAUAUGGAAAGAACCAUAGAGGUUUUAUUGACAAUGGUUGAUGAAGGGGAUACUGGUGCCACCACAAAUCAACCUCCAAUGGUUUCUACUACCAAUACAAAUACUGUUAAUAAUCAAUCAGGUCCUCCACCAUCAUCAGGAAAUAUAGUUAGACAUACAUUGGAUGAGGAUUUCUUGAGAUAUUCAAAUUUAGAUCCAGCAACUGGUGCUACAACUCAAGAGGAAGAAAAUCAAUAUAGUCAAGAUGAAUAUUAUGCACAACGUUUACAACAAGCUUUAUUCGAACAAGGUUUAUCGAAUGCUCCUCCACAAACUCAUCAACCACCUGCCUAUGAAUACGGAGUUGAUAAUAGCUCACCUCAAUAUCACACCAACUCAACAGCAACUGUCAGAAGAAAUGUUGACAGUGGAUAUUCAACAAGAGGAAUUGGUUCGAAUACCACAACAGAAACUUCAACUUUUGAUCAAUUAAGUGACCUUGCAAAGAAAAAGUUUGCAGACUUUAAGAAAAAGUACUUUACUAACAAUAAUAGAAACAAUGCUCAACCUGUAGCAGAUCCAGAGGAAGAAACAAUGAAUAGAGGUCUCUUAAGAGAUGAGGAUGAAGAAAUGGAAAAUUCUCGUUUGUAAAUUAAUAUAACAUUUAACUUGU
Naegleria gruberi is the source of this 1005-nucleotide messenger RNA. RefSeq lists its product as uncharacterized. Bases 246 to 983 code for a protein of 245 amino acids. The transcript has a single exon. The record is from RefSeq and is a predicted model, not a curated record. Gene Ontology annotation, molecular function: ubiquitin binding. Lineage: Eukaryota; Heterolobosea; Eutetramitea; Acrasida; Naegleriidae.